Molecule: messenger RNA, 1313 nt
Organism: Pararge aegeria (speckled wood butterfly)
Lineage: Eukaryota; Metazoa; Arthropoda; Insecta; Lepidoptera; Nymphalidae
Exons: 2
Coding region: 91-1299 (402 amino acids)
Source: RefSeq, a predicted model, not a curated record
UUGUGGUUUGUCUGAUUGCAUAAACAUAACCUAUUUUAUCAAUACUGUGUUGUUUAGGUGUUGAUAGAUUUACCAUUCAUUAAAAGAAAAAUGAAUACAAUUACAAAUGAAUAUAUAAUUUCAGUUAUGAAUAGCAUAGCAACUGCUCUGAAAUUAAAAGAAUGGACAUUUAUACAACAAAAUUUUGACAAAAUAGCCCAAAACUAUUUCGGUGUCCUUAUUCCGAUAAAUUUAAGUGGCAAGUGUGAUAAGAAACAGGAUAAUGAAAACGUAAACAUAUCGUUAGUAUUAAAAUUAGCACCGACGGAUGAGAGGUAUCGUGUCAGUGGAGCAGUAACGAUGUUUUUCGAGAAAGAAAUUUUUGUUUACACAAAAGUUUUGCGCAGAUACCAAGAAAUACAGAGAACUUUUCCUCUGCCUCAAUAUGUUAUGCCAGAAUGUUAUUACGUGCGCAAUGAUUACUGUUAUGAAUUAUUAGCAAUACAGAAUAUGUGCGCAGAAAAUUAUAAGCCAUUUAUCAGCAGCAUGUUUUUAGAUAUAGAUCAUAUCACCGUCGCUUUAAUAUCCCUAGCUAGAUUCCACGCUUUAUCUUAUAUUUUUGAAAAAACUGAUAAGAACCUUUUCGAGGAGGCCAAAAAUUUUUGCGUGCCUAUAACAGAAAAAAAUAAUAAAAGAUAUCUGGAUAUCUUAUUAGAUAGACUCAAAAAAGCUUUAAGUAAAUUUGAAAAUACUAAUUAUGCACCUUUAUUUGAAGCCCUAAAACACGGUUAUAUAAAUAUAAUUGAAUCAGCUACCAACUCUGUAAAAAGUCUAUGCCUUUGUCAUGGGGACAUAUGGAAGGAGAAUAUACUUUUUAAAUAUGAGAAAAACUUACCUACUUCUGCCUGUAUAAUAGACUACCAAACAACUAGGAUUAGCAGCCCUGCAUAUGAUGUCUUAUACCUAAUAAUGUCCAGUACUUGUUCAAGUCUUAGAAAAAAACAUUUCAAACAUUUGUUGGAUGUAUAUUAUGAGACAUUUGAACAAGCUCUGAACCAGGCCAAUCUGAACUCCAAGGAAAUAUAUUCUAGGGCUGUGUUGGAAGAUGAUUUGGUAAUAGUUGGGCCAACAUGCCUUAUAAUGGCCAAUACAGCUAUUUGGCUAGCAAGUGGUUUACAAGAAGAAGGCCAUGUGAAGAGUAAGAUAGUUUUAAGUACUGAUGCAGAAAAGUCAAAAGCUGUGGCACAAUACAAAAAUAUUAUAAGUGGUAUAAUAGAUUACCUGUUAGAUAACAAUUAUUUAAGCACAGUGAUAUUUUGAUCCAGUACUCAGUA